UCGGCUGCAUCAUUGGGCGCUCAUAGAAUCCUUCUUCCAUCGCUCUUGUCAUGAUCAUCGUAUCAGUAACCUUCUGCGCAAACAAGGAUCACGAUAUCGGUAGUUACAAAGAUUGGCCGCGUUGCCAGCUUAGCUGCCUCUGCUUGGAAACUCUCUUCGGUUGGCCGGGGUCUCUCAGACUAUCCCGGUCCCAAGACUGAGUUUACUCCCACCACGCCAUGGUACUUGGGUCCGAUCACAGUUACUCUACAGUCGUACUCACCAGACCACACGAGUUACUCCUUUAAAAAACUGAAAACACAAAACAAAACACAACACAAGAAGAGCAAACUAACGAACCAACCCUUGAUGCUCACAGCCACAACAGCCACAACAGCCACACCCAAUACUUCCAGCAACAACAUCGACACUGAAACUUCUGAUAGUGACCUCAUCAACCUUGAAAAGGCCAUUAAAGAUCUUGACAACAUGAUUUCCCCACUCCGCACAAAGACCCAAAGGAAGCUCGAGAAGAUUGAGGAGGAGAUUACCAACUGCAACUUUUUGAUUGAUUCUGGAUUGGGCUCUAAGAAGGAUCAUGCAGAACUCAAGAAGACCAAGCGCCAACUCCGCAAUCGUCGUGUCAAGCUGAGGGAUGAGUUGAAGGCUCUGCCAACCUAUGAGGAGGAGCGCAAUGAGCUGAAAAUUCAACUGAGUGAUCUGCGUCGCCGCUAUGGUAUUCUAGUAGAUGAUGAAACUCUCUGACACGAGGUCUCCUCUUGGAGAUCCGUGCUUCUAAACAUAAUAUCAAUCCAAGUAAUCUUUUUAUUGCACACAA
This is a messenger RNA of Seminavis robusta, 817 nucleotides long. The record is from the annotation of a GenBank genome assembly. NCBI's taxonomy places the organism in Eukaryota, Bacillariophyta, Bacillariophyceae, Naviculales, Naviculaceae.